Molecule: messenger RNA, 2330 nt
Organism: Oncorhynchus kisutch (coho salmon)
Lineage: Eukaryota; Metazoa; Chordata; Actinopteri; Salmoniformes; Salmonidae
Exons: 4
Coding region: 31-735 (234 amino acids)
Source: RefSeq, a predicted model, not a curated record
GGUCCCUCUACAUCUGUGGAAUUCUCUGGGAUGGCAGUUCAGGGGACAUCUCACCAGGGACAAUCUAAUGAAAAGAUCCUAAGUGAGUGUGUCUCCAGGGCCUGUCAGACCAGGGCUCUUGACCUCCCGCCAAUCAAUCCGGAUGCUUUCAACCCGAUUAUCAUCCGGUUUCUGGAAAAACUUACUGAGGAGCAAUGGAGGCAGUUAAGCAUUGGCAGGAUGGACCCUGUGAUGAGGGCUUUGCUUGCAGAGAUGUGCCUGGAGAUUGUGCGGUUUGUAUCUGAGGCCAUCCUGGAGGUCAUCAUCCCUGCAAUUUUCCGUUUUGUACGGAUAUACAGCCAUGUGUCUCCAGUAUCCGGCAAGUCUCUGACAGAAUCAGAGAGAUCUUCUAGCACAAACCUGAAGAUUCGCAAGAGAGGCAGCAGCAAAUCCUCAAGGUCUUGCACGGCCAAAUCAAGCUCCUCUCGUAAUGGGUCUCAGACAGUGUUGCCAAAUACUCAGGGAGAUGGUGAGUCUAUAUCAUCUGAGCCACUCAGUGACUUUUUUGGGAUCACUGAGGACAGUCUCCUCACUAGUGUCCAGGAUUCCUUCAAAGAGUCGCUGAACAAUGUCCUCUGUAUCCAAAGAGAGGGCCAGGUAGACACUCAAAGUCUAUCCCGGGUUAUUGUUGGAGAAGUGUCAAAGAAGGUCAAUUCCAUAAUCUCUGUGGCCAUCCAAACUCCCAUCUCUGGGUGAAUAUCCCCUGUCAUUUUUGCCAGUGGUGGUGUCUCCAGCACCAAGGUGGUUGAGGAGAUGGUGUCUGGCGUUUCCAACAUACUUCAGAUGUACAUUAAUGCGAAGAGUGUUGAGCAGAGUGUUGUUCUCAGAGAGGAUGGUGUUGAGGUGGAUAUGACACAUUUAACAGGACAGGUCAUGACAGCCCUCAGUGGCACUGUUUUGAACUUCAGCAAUAAGGAGGAAAAUGAUCCCAACAAGAGGGAACUGCUUUGUGUUGUUGCUGACCAUAUGAAGAUGUUUGAAUCUUGUAAAAGUUCUGAGGAGAUGCUAAAACAAGGAGAGAGCAACCUCAAUAUCAAAGGUGCCAAAUCUAGUCUUCGUCUGUCAACACAAAGUAUGGACAGACUACUCACUGAGGAGUUUCAGACCAAGGCCACUGAAUCGAUCCGGGAGAUCGUUAAAAGAAUCAGGGGUUGUACAUCAUGUUGUUCUGGCACUACAUCAUCUAGUCCAACUCCUAGGAUAGGUGAGAUUGGAGACCUUAUGAUCGACCCUGAGGCCUCUGAGUUGGUAAGUACCUUUGUUUCAGACAUGGACAAUCUUACCCAGUCUAUCAGGUCAUCCUGCUCUCCUGCACAGAGUGAGCAGAUCCUUCUUGAAAACCAUCAGAGUAAGAUCUGGUCUUACACUGUUGGUUGUUACUACGACAUGAAAAAUACGCUGAAGAGGCUUCUUACCUGUCCAGAAAAAGGGGAUCUCUCAAGUACAUUUGUGAAGAGCACAAGAGAUUCUUUCACAAUGGUUCCAACUUUGUGCCUGGACGUCGGUCAUUUCAGUAAUGGUGAGGCUGACACAUCGGACUCCUUUUCUUGUAAACCACUUUUAAUAACCCCCUCAUCCAUGAAUGAACAAAAAGGACAAAGUGAGACCCCAAAACCUUUCUUGGCUCUCAAAAAGUAUUUGCAAGACCAAGUCCUCCUUGACACCACAAAAGAGAUUGCCAGCCAGGUUCUAGGCUUGUAUAAGACUGAGGUGAUGGAGAAGUUCUCAUCUUCUGUUGGAGAGUGUGAUUCUGAAGAGUCUCUGGAGGCCAAUCUAUUUGUGGAUGGCAUCAUGUCUGACUUGAAUGAUUUCACCAGUUCUUGUUCCGCCUCACCAUCUGAGUUGUUAGACAGUGAACAAUGUCUCUCCGAUCUCACUUUUCCACUUGGUCUGCAGGACAGCACCACCAACAGUGAAUCUACCCAGAGUCUUCCAGUUAUAAAUAUGACAAAACUCUCCAGUUUGUCUUUCCAGACAAAGGCUAGAAAGGCAGUGAGUGAAGCUCUGAGAUCUGUCAACUCCUUUACAACCAGCUUACUGGGAGACUCUGAAGCAUCUAAAUUACAGGACACUUUUGUAACAGAUGUGGAGACUAUUGUUCAGUCCAUGCAGGCACAUGAAUCUGAAAUUCUAAGAAUUUCAAAAGUGAGCACCCUUUCUGCUGCUCGUAUUAUAUAUCAUAGAUUUCGAGAAAUGCUGAGGCGGUUUUUCACUCCCUGCCAAGACUCUGUGAAGGUCAUCGAUGGUGUUACACCAAUACAUGACGAGACUCUCAAACAGGCUCCCAGUGA